Messenger RNA from Vanrija pseudolonga, 2223 nucleotides. It is a transcript of the gene ERG7, whose product is annotated as Lanosterol synthase. The record is from RefSeq and is a predicted model, not a curated record. Gene Ontology annotation, cellular component: lipid droplet. Gene Ontology annotation, molecular function: lanosterol synthase activity; oxidoreductase activity. NCBI's taxonomy places the organism in Eukaryota, Fungi, Basidiomycota, Tremellomycetes, Trichosporonales, Trichosporonaceae. Gene Ontology annotation, biological process: triterpenoid biosynthetic process; ergosterol biosynthetic process. Bases 10 to 2175 code for a protein of 721 amino acids. The transcript has 8 exons.
CCACCACAAAUGGCCUACGGAAAAGACUACGCCGACUCGUUCCGCACCGACCCGGCCGGCUGGCGACUCAAGGUCAGCGAGGACUCGCACGGGCAGCACAAAUGGGUGUACCUCCCCCCCGGGGCAGCGCGUGACGCCUGGCCGCAGGCCCAUGUCGACGUGUACUCGAUGGGUCUGGAGACGGGCCUACCGGACCAGCCAAAGGCCAAGACGCCGCUCGAGGCCGCGCGGAACGGGCUCAACUUUUACCGCGCGCUGCAGAGCGAGGACGGCCACUGGGCGACCGAGUACGGAGGCCCGCUCUUCCUCACCCCCGGCCUGCUGAUUACCCUGUCCAUCCUCCAAGUCGAGCUCUCGCACGAGCGCAAGCAGGAGCUCAUCCGCUACCUCCUGCACAAGCGGCGCCCCGAGGGCGGAUGGGGCCUGCACACGGCGUCCCCGCCGACCGUGUACGGCACCGUCAUGAACUAUGUCGCGCUGCGCCUGCUCGGCCUCGGGCCCGACGAAGGGCCUAUGACGGAGAUCCGCGCGCUCAUCCACGAGAUGGGCGGAGCGACGACUAUCCCGACGUGGGGCAAGGUCUGGCUCUCGGUCCUUGGGUGCUACGACUGGGAGGGCGUCAACCCUAUGCCGCCUGAGCUUUGGCUGCUGCCUGACUGGGUGCCGUUCGCGCCGUGGCGUUGGUGGAUCCAUGUUCGUGCGGUCUUCACGCCCAUGACCUUCCUCUGGGGCUCGCGGUUCGUCGGCGAGCCGACAAAGAUCACGGCCGCGCUCCGCGAGGAGCUCUACACCCAGCCGUAUGCGUCAAUCGACUGGGUCAAGCAGCGCAGCAACGUCAACGAGAUCGACCUCUACUCGCCCCACCAUUCCGUGUACGAGUUCCUCAACAACGUCCUCCACUACUACGAGAAGGUCCCCCGCCUGUCCUGCCUGCCGUCCAUCCGCCGCGCGGGUCUCAGGGCGGCGUACGACCAGGUCGUGUACGAGGACGAGAACACGGGCUUCCAGACCAUCGGCCCCGUUUCCAAGCCUCUCAACCUCCUCUGCCGUUUGGCCAAGGAGAGUCGCGACUCGGAGGCGGUCAAGCGCCACCUUACGAGGAUAGACGACUUCCUGUGGCUGUCUCAGGACGGCCUCUUCAUGACGGGCACCAACGGCAGUCAGCUCUGGGACAUUUCUUUCCUCGCCCAGGCCGAGGUCGAGACUGGCCUCGCCAACGAGCCCGAGAACAAGGAGUCGGUGCUCAGCAUGCUCGACUGGCUCGACAAGUGCCAGAUGCGCGCCAAUCCCAUCCACUGGCACGACGGAUACCGCCACGCGUCCAAGGGCGCCUGGCCGUUCUCGACCCCCGAGCAGAGCUACACCGUCAGCGACUGCACGGCCGAGGGCCUCAAGGCUGUCAUCCAGCUGCAGUCGCUCAAGUUCACGCCCAAGCCUGUCACUCUCGACCGCAUGCACGACUCGGUUGACAUCUUGUUGUCCAUGCAGAACCCGACCGGCGGUUUUGCCAGCUACGAGCUCACGCGUGGCAGCGCCAAGAUGGAGUGGCUCAACGCCGCCGAGGUGUUUGGCAACAUUAUGAUCGACUACCAGUACCCAGAGUGCUCGACAUCGGCCCUCUCAGCACUCAAGUACUUCACCACAGUCGACCCCGUGUACCGUGCGGAUGACAUCAAACUCUGCAUUGAUCGUGCGAUCGAGUGGAUCCACAGCGUCCAGCGCCCUGACGGAUCGUGGUAUGGUUCUUGGGGCAUCUGCUUCACGUAUGCCACCAUGUUUGCGUUGGAAUCGUUGGCGAUUGCCGGCGAGACGUGCGCCAACUCGGAGCGCGUUCGCCGGGCAUGCGACUUUUUGUUGAGCAAGCAGAAGUCUGACGGCGGAUGGGGCGAGACGUACUUGAGCUGCGCAGAGGGCGUCUACUCGCAACACGAGACGUCACAAGUUGUCAUGACUUCUUGGGCGAUUCUCGCACUCAUCUAUGGUCAGAGCCCCGACAAGGAUGCCAUCAAGCGCGGGUGCGAGCUCAUCAUGUCGCGCCAGUUGCCCAAUGGCAGCUGGCUGCAAGAGGAUACCGAGGGCAUCUUCAACAAGAACUGUGCUAUCGAUUACCCCGCAUUCAAGUUCAUCUUUUGUAUUUGGGCCCUUGGCCGGGCGGAGAAAUACCUGAGCAAGUAACCGUUGGCGGUUGCUUGCUGCGCGUAUGCAAACAGAGCGAUAUGGAAG